Messenger RNA from Triticum dicoccoides, 1703 nucleotides. RefSeq lists its product as uncharacterized. The transcript is spliced from 2 exons. Gene Ontology annotation, molecular function: nucleic acid binding. The record is from RefSeq and is a predicted model, not a curated record. Lineage: Eukaryota; Viridiplantae; Streptophyta; Magnoliopsida; Poales; Poaceae. The coding region runs from base 155 to 1552 and encodes 465 amino acids.
UGUUCAUCAAGGAAAUGGUGAUCACACUCUGAAGACUGUCAAAUCACACUCUGAAGAUCACACUCACAAAUCUGCAAGCAAAUCAAAACCUACAGAUACUAGGUGAGAACAUGUUGAGGACCUGAAUCAGAACAGAGAGCAGAGGUACAACACUAUGGUGCUCCCAGAUCUGAAUAGCACUCCACCUGGAGGAGAGGAAGAUGUACAUAUGUCUGAAGAAGAGGAAGAUGUACAUAUGCCUGAAGGAGAGGAAGAUGUAUGUAUACCACGGGCAAAACCAGAUCUACCAGACACUCACAAAUUUGCAGCAUAUAUUGCACUAAAAGCACUUAGCAGGGAUGGAGAAAUUGACAAGAGAGACAAAGAACGUGUAGCUGGUCUGCUGAACACAAGUGUCAGAACCGUUGAAAGAAUAUGGAAGGAGGCAAAUGCCCAGCUUGCAAGAGGAGAAGAGAUCAAUGUGUCUAAUAAAAGGAAGCGGAGAUGUGGUAGAAAGAGGGCAGACCUUGAUCUCUCGAGGAUACCUUCAAUUCCCCUCAACAAAAGGUCUACACUGAGGGCACUCGCUAGGUCUCUGGAUGUACCAUAUUCUACCUUGCGGAGAAGGUUCAAAUGGGGAAAGAUAAGGAAACACACAAACAGUCUGAAGCCCACUCUGAAACCAGAAAACAAGCUAUCAAGGCUCAAGUUUUGCAUUUCAAUGAUUGAUCAAACAACAAUAGCAGAUGCAAUGCCCUCUUUCAUUGAUAUGCAGAACAUAGUUCACAUCGACGAGAAAUGGUUUGAUAUGACGAAAAGGAACAGAACCUAUUACCUCCAUGAAGAAGAACCAGAUCCGGUGCGCACUGUUCAAAACAAGAAUAGUAUCGGCAAGGUCAUGUUCUUAACAGCAGUUGCGAGGCCACGAUUUGAUGAUCAAGGAAAUGUAACAUUUGAUGGCAAGAUAGGAGUAUGGGCCUUCAUCAAAGAAACUCCAGCAAAAAAGGAUUCCAAGAACAGACUCAAAGGGACUAAGGAACUAAAGUCGGUCACAGUUACUAGGAAUGUGAUGAGGGAAUACCUAUGUGAAAAGGUCAUUCCAGCCAUUGAAGUACAGUGGCCCGAAGACAAUCGAACCAUCUACAUCCAGCAAGAUAACGCAAGAACACAUGUUCCUCCAGAUGAUUCAGAUUUUCUAGCUGCCGUAGCAGAAUCAGAACUGGAUAUCAGGUUGAUGCAGCAGCCUGCAAAUUCACCUGAUAUGAAUGUCCUGGAUCUUUGCUUCUUCAGCUCAAUUCAGUCCUUGACGCUUGAAAGUGCACCAAACAACAUCAAGGAACUGAUAGAAUCAGUUGAAGAAGCAUAUGAUAGGUAUGAAGUGCACAAACUGGCGAGAGUGUUUAUAACCUUACAGUCAGUCCUGAUUGAGGUUAUGAGAGUUGAGGGAGGUACAGGAUACAAGAUCCCGCACAUGAACAAAGAUAGGAUGGAGAGGGAGGGGAUGCUACAUAUCAAUCUAAGAUUCGAUGCUGAGCUAUAUUGGAAAACAUUGGACAUUAUAGAGGGUCACUAAAGGAGAAGCAAACACAUGAAAGAUGAAAGAGGGAGUAAUUGUUAAUGAUUAUUUGUUAAUGUGCUGUUAAUUGCAUGUAACCACAGAAUAUAUUCAUGUAUAAUCAUAUUUUGUUAAUUUGUAUGUCAAUGGAGUAAAAAAGCUUACUGAA